This is a messenger RNA of Menidia menidia (Atlantic silverside), 6035 nucleotides long. The record is from the annotation of a GenBank genome assembly. NCBI's taxonomy places the organism in Eukaryota, Metazoa, Chordata, Actinopteri, Atheriniformes, Atherinopsidae.
UGGACUUCUGACACACACAGAGAGAUCCUGGCUGCAGUUUGACUGACACACAUGAAAAGCAGAAUCUUAAAGUCAGCAACAUGCCUGGACUUAUCAACAAAGAGACUCGCUGCGCUCUGCCACUCAGUGUGUCUGACAUCACAUCCUGCGUCAGGGGUUACACCCUGGCUCUGACCGCGUCUAUGACCUACGAGAACAUCGAGGAUCAUGCAAUUGAGGGCAUCUUCAUUUAUCCGUUGGAGGAAAAUUCCAUUGUUGUGGGGUUCGAGGCUAUGAUAUCCAGCCAAAUUAUCACACUGCAAAUAAAGGACAAAGCAAAAAUUGAGGAUUGCUAUCUGGAAAGCUGCAACACGACCAAUGGAGCUCCUCAGAGCGGUAGUGGACACAUAGUGAUGGAUGAAGAUUUUGAGACGACAGUGUUGGUGAUUAACCUUGGGAUCAUCCCUCCAAUGGAGACAGUCCAUAUCCUGGUCAGUACUUCCUCUGAGCUCACUACACUGCCUAACGGUGGCAUCAGGGUCUCAUCCCCACCAGUAUGCACGCCUCGAGUGCAAAGGACGAUCAACGAGGAGCAGGGCCUGUCGCCAAACUUCACCAGAACGCGUGACAGACAGAUCUGGGCCUCCAAUUCCCAUGAUCAAAAUACAAACUCUCCUCAGCUGUGGUUGGCUUGCCUGCUGGAGGAGGAGGUCAUCAACUCCAUGGACUAUGAGUUUAACUUCCAGCUGGAAAUACGAGCUCCUUAUCUUCUUGCAGGUGUAGAGAGCCCUUCUCAUGCCAUCCGAGCUGAUGCAGACCCUCUGGCCCGCUCUGCCACCAACGUUGUCAUCAGUCUGGCUGACAAGUACACUUACGACUACCCGGUUGAAAUCCUCAUCUACCCCAGUGAACCUCAUCAGCCACAUGUUCUCAUUGAGAAUGGCGACAUGACGCAGGAAGAGUACGAUGAGUAUCUUCACAGCCGGAGUGAUUUCAUCAAAGCCACUAAGAAGGACUCCAGCAAUGAGAGGAAAGUAGACAUAAUUCACAGGCGGCUGCACAAGGACAUCCUCCACAACCCUGUGGUCAUGUUGAACUUUUGUCCUGACCUCAAAUCUGUCUGCUCUGACCUGAGAAAGGUCCACGGGGAAUUUAUCUUCCUUAUUGACCGGAGUGGCAGCAUGAGUGGGGUCAAUAUCAACCGUGUGAAGGAUGCCAUGGUGGUUAUUCUCAAGAGCCUGGUGCCUGGAUGCCUUUUCAACAUCAUUGGCUUUGGAUCCACAUUUAAAUCACUAUUCUCAACCAGCCAGAACUAUGAGGAGGAGGCCCUGGCCGUGGCUUGUGAGUAUGUCAGAAAGAUCCGAGCUGAUAUGGGCGGGACCAACAUCUUGGAACCGCUCACUUGGAUCCUGAGGCAGGCGAUGUUCAGUGGGCACCCCAGGCUGUUGUUCCUGCUCACAGACGGGGCUGUCAGCAACACGGGGAAGGUUAUCGAGCUGGUCCGCAGCCAUGCACGCUACAUCAGAUGUUUUACAUUCGGCAUCGGGCAGAAUGCCUGCAGGAGGCUGGUGCAGGGACUGGCGACCGUUUCCAAAGGCACAGCAGAGUUUCUGACUGACGGAGAGCGAGUGCAGCCUAAGAUGAUAAAGUCGCUGAAGAAAACCAUGUCUCCCGUCCUCAGUGACAUUUCCAUCGAAUGGCUCUUUCCCGAAACCAAAGAGGUGCUGCUCUCUCCUGUCGGCAACACCUUCCUCUUUCCAGGGGACCGUCUGAUUGGCUACAGCGUGGUUUGCGACACCACCCGUUACCACGACAACCCAAAAUCUGAUAAGAGGAGGCGGUACAGUAUGAUGCGCUCCUUGGAGUCAGCCAGCUCAGUGUUUUACCAAUCCCAAGAGGAGGAGUCGGGGAAGAUGGCCGUGGACAGUCAGGGGGGCCUCGCAGACGCGCCAUCCGGCGGCCUGUACGACUCCUACCACGACUCCAUGAUAAACAUCAGUCCUGUCAUUGCGGAGUCAGACCUCCUGGAUGAGACGUCACCGCGGAGGCGUGCCUACAGCACCAACCAGAUCGCAGACUACAACCCGGCGAAGAAAGCAUACACUCCCAGCGACCCCACCUCUGUGGUCCCCAAGAAUCCACUCAGGAGAAGCAAAGUGCAGGAGCUGAUAUGCCAGAUGAGCCCCGAACACGAAGUGCAGUGGAAGAAUGACUUCCAGCCACAGCUGGCCAGCCUGUGUGCCGCAUCUCUCAAAGGACAACCCGCCAGCCAUCAUAAGCCCCUUACUCAGCAGGAGUUGCCUCUGCAGCAGGAAGAGGACUCUGGGGGUAAUUUCCAGGCACAGCAACAAUUCACCCCUCAGGCCGGUGACGGCAACAUGCCGCCUGCUGUGAGAAACCAUGUCGGGGAAGAUGGCUCCAGGUCAUCCACAGACAGCCCUUCUGUCGGCAGCAUUGGAGACACAGAUGGAUACGGACACCAGUUAUGUCAAGCAGAAACCCCACAGGAGACUCACGUGGCAGAACUCGGCACUGCUAAUCAGCACAAAGCCGACUGCAAGGCAGUCGUGUCGGGACUGCUGUGUGGGAAACCAAUGAAGUGGGAAGUGGUCUUUGACGUCAAUCCCUUUCUAAAUGGCCGGGAACGUGAGGAAAAAGUGCACGAGGAGCUGUGGAAUGAAACCUUCCACCACCUGGCCGGACAUUCCAUCAUACAAGACUUUGAGAACAUGGCUGAGAAAGAGUGUGAGAUAGAACAUGGUUCUGGCAGAAAGUACCAGUUAUAUGCUAUUCACACCAGCAAAGCCUGCAAUAUACUAAGCAAAUACACAGCCUUUGUUCCCAUUGACCUGGACACCAAUGAAUAUUUGCAGACAUGUGUUGAAUACAUAAACCCUGCUGAAGGUCUGAAGAGGGGCUCUAAGUCUCGGUCAGGGAGUCGGAAGAACAGAGGCUACUCCAUUGGGCUCGGUCGCUCUCAGUCCGGGGGCAUGUCAGAAGAAGCUGAAGAUGUCCCGCUGCUUAACAAUGGAGAAGACGGCGUCUCUCCGUGCAGCACUCCCUCGUCCGCCGGCUGGGAGAGAUGCAGCUUCACAGAGGUAUCCCAGAGGAGUCCGUCUGUGACCUCUGACCAAUCGCAGAAAUCUGUUGAGAGCCUUUUUUCUGCCAGGCUGGCCCUCAGCAAGACUCGCCUCCUGACUCGAGCCGCCAAAGGGUUCAUGUGUCGAUCGUACAGCAAGUCUGGCGAUUCAAUCGGAGACAGUGAGAACGAGAACAAAGACUACAUUCCUCUGGUUCUGUUGCAGUUAGCUAGCGGUGCUUUCCCCCUGGACUCGGCUCUGUGUGAAGCCAUUAAUGUACCGAUGGACAAGCUCAAAUGGACGUCCCCCUUCACCAGCCACCGCAGCAGUCUGGGCCACCAGUCUCACUCCAGCAGCCGACGCACCGACAGUAGCGAUGACGGUUUGAGAUCCACGUUUGAACACGACAUGCAUCUGCUAGCCGCAGAGCACGCUAGUCCGACCAAGCACGCCUGGCCCGACGCCGGGCUCUCCUCACUGGUUGGUCCACCCGCUUCAGGUGAGGUUCCCCUCUCCCCACAUCUGAGUUCGAUCCUAGGGAGGAUGGAAACGGUUUCGCCCGGCGGUGUUUCGAAGAGGGCGCAAGAUCUAGAGAGUCUGGUGUGGGCGACGGCCGUGGCCCUGGCCUGGCUGGAGCACAGCUCUGCCAGCUAUUUCAUCGAGUGGGAACUGUUGGCCGCCAAAGCCAGCAUGUGGCUCAGCGCGCAGGACAUCCCAGAGGGAAAAGAUUUAGCCUCCAUAAAGGCUGCUGCAAAUCAGCUCUUCAUCAUCCUCAGACACUGGGAUGAAAACCUCCAGCUGAACAUGCUCUGUUACAACCCCAACAGUGUCUGAGAAAACCCCGAGUUGAGCAAGGACGCAUGCGGCUGAAGGUCCCGUAUAAUACUAUGCUAACCGAGGCUUUGCUACUCACUGCCAGACAGUUUCCGCUCUGGAGUCUGAAUUUUGCCGUUACCUUUGUGAGCAAUGUCCCGUUCGUGUGGUGUUCCUCAAAACAUAUCACAGGCUCUCAAGAGAUACUUUGCGCAAGCUGUUACCUCGCUGGUGCCAUAAACAGUAGCUGGAUCUCUAUUAGCGAGAGAUCACGUUGAAUUAUGCCACAGACUUGAACUUCAAGAGAAACGUCAGUGUUAAAGUCACAGCAUGUUGGACCACUGACCUUCAACAUACGAGAAAUGCUAUUAUUGUCAUCAUAUUGAUGUUAUUAGUGGAAUGCUGCAAAACAGUGGGAAGAGAAAACCAUUCGAUUGUAUUGUCACUUACUGUCGAGACAUCUUUACUACAUUAUCUAAAUUGGUCAUACUGUGGAAAACAUCUGGUUAUUUAAUAGCUGUACUGUCACUUCCCACUUGUUGGUUUCUAUAGUGAUGCUGUUAAAACUUGUUAUUUUAGUUUACCUGUAGCAGAGACAUCAAAAUAUGCAAAGUGUUAAUGAAAACCAUAGGUGUCUGUAUGUACGUAUUAUAAAUGUGGUAUAGGUGGAUGUCUACAAAUGUGUAGCUCACAGCAUGUAAUCUCCUGUUUAUCACCAAAUGUAAUAGGUUCCAAUCAAGCCUUUUUUUCUAUUUAAAUGACAUAAAAGACCAAGAGAAGGCUGGAGAAGAGGUUUGCAAUCACAAAAUUAGCCUACUUAUGAGUAAAAGAUUUCAAAUACUAGUUGAUAUUUAAUCAAACAAGUAAAUUUGCUGUGAUGGUUGGCCGUAGUAAUCUCACACAAACCCUUAGACUGUUGCCUGUUCAAAGCCUGGAUUCGACCUUUCAGAAGGGAAUUUGCAUGUUAAUCUGAAGUAUAUUAGCCCCAUAACAUUAAAUGGUGUAGCACAGGAUACAUUACUGAUUAGAGGUGGUGAGACCUUUUGAUAGAUUUCCUAACAGCUGGUGCAAACCAAUUUUGUGGAAUGUUGAGCCAUCACAGUGCUGUCCUGGCAGUCUGCUAGCUGUAAUCGUCCUGUCAGAUUUACCAAAAGUGCCUGAACAAGGUAGAAAUUGAUAGAAUUCUAUAUUUUCCACUUGAUAUAAUCAGAGAAUUCUUUUUAAAAAUAUCAACUAAUCUAUGGGCUUGUUGUUGUGUUGCAAAAUCUAGCGAGGCUGCAUUAUGGGUAGCUUGAUUGAUUAUGUCAGACAGAAGUCCGUAGUUUUAAAUUAAGGUCAUGAGAUGCCAUUUAAAGGCUGCUAAUUUUCUAACUUGGCAUAAAAUAUUGACAUUUUUGACUGUUAAUUUUCUUUUGAUUCUGAGUAGGCAGUUGGCCAUGAUUGAUUUUGACACUUUGACAGUUUUUAAGAUUUUUAACUUUGUUCAGCCAACGUUCAGUUCCAUAAUAGCUCCUCGUUUUUGUGUCUUCUGUGCAGCAGUUGCAAUGCCUGGAGCCUUUUCUCUCAUUAAUGUUAGCUGGUGUAGCAAAUGAUAUCUGUUGCACCAUGUUAAAUGGACUGUGACAUUUCUUCUUUUCUUCUUAAGUGGGAUUGUGUAUGAGCAGUCAUUGUCUUACACAUCAUAGAAAACAUCCAGAAAUGUUUGUCUUUGGAGAAACUGAACUGACUACUCAACCUUUUUUUCAUCUUAAGCAACAUAAUUAUAUAUUUGGUAAACUUCCCAGAGUCAUUUACAUUUUUUUUAAAUCAAACUGUUGCUUUAUUUAGUUUUUUCUUCUGAGGACCUUAUACGUUGCCAUAUUCUGGCAUUCACAAUGGAUUGACAGAAAAUCACACUUAGAAUUCAGCUAGUUAAAAACUCUUCAACAGCCUUCAAAAAACUAAAAUGAUUCAAACUUUAAUAACACAGAUUUACAGUGAAAUUAUUUGGCUUAGGUGCUUGAGUGCUUAGUGUAAAGAUAACGCUCAAUGGUGUUUGUGUACUUGAAAUGACAAACAUUACCCAUGUUUAAGCUAGCUCUUAGCCUAGCUCCACUGUCAGAAUUUUUUUUCAAUUUUACUCUCAAUUGAGAGCGUUCUAAUGUCAAUUCCAAGGGACACAAC